AUGCCGUUUUCCGAGUCGUACGAGCAACGUCAGAUACUGGAGCGUACGACGGCCAGAUUGAAUCAGCUCGCGCCGGACAACAUUACUACAAACAACGCUCGCCGAUUUGAUGAACUGCCCCCACCAUACACCUCCAAAGAGACCACUCGAUCGCCGUCGCCUCUUACUCACGAUAACGUCUCGCAACCAGAUAUGCAAGCACCGAUUUCUGUUGCUGCUACUCCUCUAACGAUGUUCGGCAUACAAACACGGUAUCAGAUAGAUCGACUGCAAGAGCAAAUCUCGUUGGAGACGGAUGGGAGGACACAGACAUUCCCCUUCGAUAAGAGCUCGGAUCUGCGAGCAAACGCUGAGAACAAUGUUCGAUCUAUGUGGUUGGAGCAGGAAAUCUGGGGGGACGAGUGGGGAGGGGCCUGGCCUUCGAACAGUUUUCCGAUGGAUAAUAUGUGGCAGUGGAGUCGAGCGAAAUCAUCAUCGAGGCCACGACCGCACGGUCGCUGGAAGCAUGAGCAAGCAAAGUUGCCGAAUAGAAGCGAAGCAGGGGACUUCCAUACCUCGACCACGUUCAGCCACAUCGCGGAGACAGCAAAGUCCCCCACUGAAGUCACAACGUACACAGGCUCAGAUACAGCCAACACAGAUGCCUCUCGCCCUGUUCGUCAGUUCGCAUAUCAGGUAAACGCUGAGAUGGGCUGGCUUCGCGAUGGAUACGAGCACAAAUCACAACUCCCCAAUGAGAUCGACCAGAUUGCCCACAACCAUGUGAAGCAGAUGUGGCUCAAAGAAGGUAUAUGGGACCCUGUGUGGGGCCAGUCGCCGGGCAUUCUAUGGGCUCAUGAGGCUCCCCAUCUUGAUCCGAGGAUGCGUUUCGACGGGGAGAGCUGA
Messenger RNA from Recurvomyces mirabilis, 885 nucleotides. RefSeq lists its product as uncharacterized. The transcript has 2 exons. NCBI's taxonomy places the organism in Eukaryota, Fungi, Ascomycota, Dothideomycetes, Mycosphaerellales, Teratosphaeriaceae. Bases 1 to 885 code for a protein of 294 amino acids. The record is from RefSeq and is a predicted model, not a curated record.